Ciona intestinalis (vase tunicate) is the source of this 2941-nucleotide messenger RNA. The record is from RefSeq and is a predicted model, not a curated record. Lineage: Eukaryota; Metazoa; Chordata; Ascidiacea; Phlebobranchia; Cionidae.
ACUUUAUUUGAGUAGCAGAACCUGUUAAGCGUGGUGGGAAUUUCUACUUUGAUUAUUUGGAAGUGGAAAAACAAACUAUGAACUAGGCCAGGUUAAGUAAAGAUUGCUUUGUAAGCAUGGCUACAAGGAAUGGGAAAGUCUAUUCCUCCCAAAGAUAUAGCCAACUUAUAUUGGUUGGAUUUUUCCAACUUCGAGUACAUGGUUCACUGUGUGAUGUAACAUUGACAGCAGAAGGAAAGUCAUUCAAGGCUCAUAGAGGGCUGCUGGCAUCCGCUUCUGAUUACUUCCGAGCCAUGUUUACUUCUGAGAUGAAAGAAAGUUUCAGUGAAGACAUAGAGUUACAUGGAGUGUCGUCCACUGGGUUGGAGCAAGUUUUAAGAUUCAUAUACUCCGGUGAAAUUGUUUUAUCACUUGAAAACAUUCAUGACAUAUUGGCUGCUGCAUCCCAUUUGCAAGUCACUGCAAUUAUGGACUUUUGUAAUGAGUUCCUUAUAUCUGAAGUAACACUUGAAAAUUGUGUUGAUAUCGGCCAUAUUGCCAACGCAUACAAUCUUGAAGCUGUUGAUCAUCAUGUUAACGUGUAUAUGUUGCAAAACUUUAAUCUUGUCAGUGACUUCAACAAAGUUCCAUUUGAUCGUCUCACAUUUCUAUUAUCAAGUAACACAUUAAAGGGCUGCAGUGAACUUCAACUAUUCAACGCAGCAAAACGUUGGAUCGAAGGAGAUGUUGACAAUCGUAUGAAACACGCUGCUGCUCUCAUGGAAAAUAUUCGAUUCCCUCUGGUUAACCCAACCGAUCUGAUAACACAUAUCCAGACAGUUGAUUUCAUGCGAACAGACAACGCAUGUAUGAGGUUACUGCUUGAAGCUUCAAACUAUCAGAUGGUGCCUUACAUGCAACCAAUACUACAAACACCACGUACAAGUAUCCGGAGCGAUGCAACCCAUCUUGUCACCCUUGGGGGUGUGUUACGUCAUCAACUGGAUGUGUCAAAGGAUCUUCGUGUUUAUGAUGAAAAAUCGAAACGUUGGAUCAAUCUCGCUCCCAUGGAAAACUCAAGAUACCAGCAUGGUAUUGCUGUGAUUGGAAACUUUCUAUUUGUGGUUGGUGGGCAGAGUAAUUAUGACACGAAAGGUAAAACAGCGGUGGAUACCGUGUUCCGAUACGACCCGAGGUAUAACAAGUGGAUACGUGUCAGAUCACUUAAUGAGAAACGGACAUUUUUCCACCUCAGUGCAAUUGAGGGGAAGUUAUAUGCUGUGGGGGGACGCAAUGCAGCUGGUGAACUAUCCACAGUAGAGUGCUACAACCCACAACACAAUGAAUGGGUGUUUGUAGAGAAAAUGCAAGAACCUCACUAUGGUCACGCUGGCACUGUGUACAACGGGCAGAUGUUUAUUUCUGGUGGAAUAACUCACGACUCGUUCCAGAAAAAACUUCUAUGUUACAAUCCCACCACUGAUAAGUGGGAACAGAGGAGCCCAAUGUCCACUGUGCGUGGUUUACAUUGCAUGACAACAGUACGUGAUCGGUUGUAUGUCAUUGGGGGCAAUCAUUUCAAAGGUACCACUGAUUACGAUGAUGUGUUAGAAUGUGAAUUCUACACAACUGAAACUGACCAAUGGUGUUGCGUGGCUCCCAUGUUAACUGGACAAAGUGAUGUUGGGAUUGCUGUGUACGAUGGCAAGGUUUAUGUGACAGGUGGUUACUCGUGGAACAACCGUUGCAUGGUCGACAUCGUACAAUGUUACGACCCUGAAGAAAACAAGUGGAUGAAAACCUUUUCCCUUCCUGCAGCAUUGGGUGGUAUUCGUGCUUGCACUCUCACAGUGUUGCCCAACUUUGCUAACAGCAAUGCUCAAUCAUCCAGCUCAUCAAGCAUGCCAAAACAUGAGCCGGACCCAUCAGGAGACAUGAUGCUCUCUGUCGAUCGGCCUGCUCCGUCUGCUCGACUGCCUAGGAGGCCACAGGCCCAAGCGGAUGCUGACAUUGGUGCACGACCGUUGCAAGACAGAUAAACUGCUGACAUACCGUUAAACUUAUAUUUAAUUCUUCAUAUUCGUUACAUCAGUGGAAAUAUUGUUGGCUUGAAAUGUUCUUUUGUAAUCAUGAUUUGAACUUUUAGUCCUUUUAAAUCACUUUGGUUAAUUAUAUGUAGAACAUGGUAUAUCUGUGUAGUACGGUGGGGUAAGAUGGGACGCGUUUCCAUUAUGUGGGGUAAGAUGGGACAUGUUUCCAUUAUGUCGGGUAAGAUGGGACACGUUUGUUUGGGAGGUGUUCUAUGGGGCAAGAUAGGAUACGUUCCCAUUUUUAUUAUCCUGUUUAGUGGUAAACUAAAAGUAUUUACAGAGUUCUAUAACUAUAAUCAUGCUACAAUAAAAAAAUGUUGAUAAUUUUUCAAAAAUUGAAUUUAGAAAUUAAAAAAAAGUUCGAUUUUAUUUUACCCCACAGUACUAUAUGUGUAUGUACUUAAAUACUUGUGUAAAUAUACAUCUCAUAAGCGUUUAAUCAUUGCACUCUCAUCCUUACUUACUUACAUGGCAAAUCUAAACAUUCCUACCGCAUGUACUGACCGUCGAUGCUCAUUCUUCUUUGAUGCAAAAAAACGACGUUAAAAAUCCUUAGCUGAUUCGUGUAAUUAAAACGGUCAGUUCAUAUUUUCUAGCCCUCAUUUUUCCCUGCACGAAAUAUUGCAUGUCUGGUCAAGUCAAAUGCCCGUUACAAAAGUGUUAAAAAGUUUAGGAUUUUUAAUCUUUAGGGUUGUUUUAUAAAAGCAAUGCUUAUUUUUUUCUGGUUUCAGCAAAAAAUGCGUCAAAUUAUGUUGCGUUAGAAGCAUUGUUAAAAUCAUCCACGUUGUUUUGGAUUUUCCUGUGGUGUUAUUUAUGUUGACGCAAUGUUUUGUGAAAUUGUAUAAAAAAUGAAAUACAAGUCUGCUUUAAAA